Molecule: messenger RNA, 1135 nt
Organism: Spinacia oleracea (spinach)
Lineage: Eukaryota; Viridiplantae; Streptophyta; Magnoliopsida; Caryophyllales; Amaranthaceae
Exons: 5
Coding region: 40-753 (237 amino acids)
Source: RefSeq, a predicted model, not a curated record
UUGACAUUGGGUCUUUGCCAGUUUGCCCACUCAAAAAAAAUGUUUUCACUAGCAAGGCGACUCCAACCCCAAAACCCAUGCCCAUGUCUCCUGCAACUUCAACACCGAUUCGCCGGCACCGACGCUGGCCAAUAUCGGGGCCGCCGUCGCCCAAGAUUUACGGCGCCUCCGUCGAAAAAAAUCGAGGAAAAGUCGGAGUGGUGGGUUAUCGACGGAGAAAUGCACGAGAUCGGAGAAAACGUCCCUUUGAGAGAACGCUUCGUGAUUCCCAGAAAUAACCUCCCCAAUCGCCGUCGCAAACAGCUUCGCGAACAGUUCAUGCGCCGUACUCGUCUUGUUGUUAAAGACUCUGAGCAAGAAUCAUUCUGCAAGAAAUAUAUGCAACUAUACAAUGAGCUCAGGGAGAACUGGGAACGGCUAUAUUGGGAUGAAGGAUACUCUAAAAAGCUUGCUGCUGAUCAUGCAAACUAUGACUCUCCGGAAGAUGAUGAUGAAGACUUUUCACCGUACAGGAGAGGCGGAUCGCAUCCAGGGCAACUGCAGGAACAAGGUUCGGCAGGGAACAGACAAAUUGAAACUUGGCAAAAAGUCAACCAAAUUCGGGAUAAAUUUGAAUAUGACAGAGAGACGAGGAUGAGAGACAAAGCUUUUGCACCGAUGAACACAAGAAACUCUGCUGAUAGCGAAAGACCAGCCUUCAGGAAUCAACCCUUUGAUGCAGAUAGAUAUUUUUCAGGGGAGGAGGAUGAUUAAAAAGAUGUUAUGAAAUGGAUUAUGUUCAGUUUAUUGACCAUAAUUAUUAACUUGAGGAAGUUCGGGCAAAAUGUCUUUACACAGCCAACUUGGGAGGACCACGAGGGGGGGUUGUUUACGAAUUUUAACAAAGGCCCUGAGAUAAAAAUUCGGAGUUGAUGAUCUUGAUUCGGCCAAACCUCUGAGAGUCCGUGCUUGUUUAUGGAAGUCCAGUUUCUUAGGCACUGUCAGUGGUGUUUCGUUUGAUUUGCUGGAAAUGAACAUUGGUUCAUUGUAUAUGUGCGAUCUACAUUAGACAACUGACUUUUUGCUUUUGAUGUAUUAUCUACUAAGAAGUACCAGUAUAUAAUUUCGUGAAGGGAUUUGCUUUUAUGGUUUCUGA